This is a messenger RNA of Loa loa (African eye worm), 360 nucleotides long. RefSeq lists its product as hypothetical. Bases 1 to 360 code for a protein of 119 amino acids. The record is from RefSeq and is a predicted model, not a curated record. NCBI's taxonomy places the organism in Eukaryota, Metazoa, Nematoda, Chromadorea, Rhabditida, Onchocercidae. The transcript has 2 exons.
AUGUCAACUACACAUAGACUUCAACUCUAUUAUACUCUUAUUGUUAUCACUUACAUCAUUUCCUUUCUAUUCAUUCACAUCAACCCAUUCUUCUGUCAUCCGAAGAAAAAUACGGAAAAUAAUCAGGUCAUAGAAGAAAAAAAAUACGAUGUAUAUCCGCCAAAGUCCUGUGUGGCAAUCUUAACUUUUCUUGACACAGCUUUGCAAAGUAUUCUACUCGAAGAAUUACAGUUUUCUAGAAUAAAUUUGCAUUAUUAUAGUAAUUAUGGGGUUGAGAUCGGUAAAUUAGUAAUAAGCAGAAUGCCAGCCAAAAUAAAUAGAAAGUCGGCUACGAUGACAUUAUCUUUAAAUUCAUGUUAA